AACCGAGAAACAACCACAGAAGAACAACGUGCAACUUCCGGUAGUCCCUUUCUUCCUGUAGGCAGUCAAAAUGCUGGCCGCGCUGUGCAUUCUUGUGUUAUUGUCCUUUUGUCCAGCUCUUUGCGUUUUUCAGAAGCUUUAUUGUAGCUUUUCAGACAGCUGCGACUGCGACUUCAGGCCGAACAUCAGAGACUUGGAAUGGGACAUCUACAAAAACGUCUUUGGGCAGCACCUGGUUCAGGACAUCGUGUCGGAGGAAGUGGUAAAGUUUCUUCAGAAUAAAAACCCCGAUAGGCCCCUGGUUCUGUCCUUCCAUGGCUCCUCUGGGACAGGGAAGACGUUGGUGAGCAGCAUGCUGGGAACUCACCUGUUCGCUUCGGCCAUGAGCAGCCCGUACGUGCACCAGUUUGUGGCUACGCUCCAUUUCCCCGUGCCCCAUCGGGUUCAGCAGUACAGGAGGGAGCUGAAGAGCUGGGUGCAGGGGAACCUGACAGAAUGCGCUCACUCCAUCUUCAUUUUUGAUGAGAUGGAGAGGAUGCCGGCUGGCCUGGUGGACGUGCUGGAGCCUUUCCUGGGUCCUUCCCAUGUUGUGUUUUACACAAACUACCGCAAGGCUGUCUAUGUGUUCAUCAGCUCCACCGGGGAGGAGGUGAUCAACAGGGCAGCUCUGGAGAAUCGGCAGUCCGGGCAGGAGCGGGAAGCCAUCGCGUUGGCUGACCUGGAAGACGCCAUCGCUCAGGCUGCUUACAACAACCACACUAGCGGCUUCUUCCAGUCCAGCAUCAUCCAGCAGAAGCUCAUCACUCGUUUUGUCCCCUUCCUGCCUCUGAGCCGGCGCCACGUGGAGCGCUGCGUGCUGUCGCAGCUCUGCCAGCGCGGCCACUGUGGGCGGAGCGACGUGGUGGACGCUGUGGGGCGGGACGUGGCCUUCCAUCCUGUUCAGGGGCAGUACUUCUCCACAACGGGCUGCAAAGCCGUCUCUGCCAAGAUAGACCUGUUUCUGUGAAGGAAGGAGCGGCGUCUAACCAGGAGUGGAGAGACUUCAGACUGACUUAACCUUCACACAGCAAUCCGCUGCUUGGAGAGACGGGACCCUUCUCCUGGUCAGAGAACUGCUCCUCCUGGACUCUAGGGUCUGAGAUGAGUCGAAACCUGAUUUCUGGGCUCUGUGGAGUCACAGAUGUUGGUGAGCAGUUUAGCAGCAUUUGAGUCUGACAGACAGACAGAAGUUGGCUUCGCUCUAGACCUGAACAGAAGAAAAGGUCGGAUGUUCAAAUCCACAGUUCCAGAGAAAAUGCUGCAAAAUGUUUGUAUGGUUGUUGCACAUCUCAGGAUGUGAAUGUGCUGGACUGAUGUUGUUUAAAGCUUCAAUGAAGAAGAAAGCUGGAAGAUGAUUUGACGGGAAAGCCUUCUAACCAGUCUCCCUUUCAUUUGCUGCUCUGAAGUCCAGAGCAGCUCAGUCUUCAGUCUGUAGAUCUGUUGUAUUGAUGUCACAAAUGCACUUUAGGAAGCUCCCAUGCUGUUUACAACUCUUAUCUGAUUGGAAGACAGAACCCUGAACAAAGUUCAGAGGCAUCAUUACAUGAAGAGCACAGAAACACGGUCAUCAUCUUUUUUAGUGAAAUCGCCAGUUUACAUGGAUUUUGUUUGGACAAACAGCAGAGCAUGCUGGGAAACGCAUUUGUUCUUGUAGAUAGCCUAAAGGCUUAAAGUCCCCAUCCGGACAUCUACUGAUCUCUUUUUAAAGCCUCUUUUAAUCCUGAUCAUGACUUUUUCGCCCAAAUCCCAAAACCUGUGUGGUUUUCUAGGACAUAGUUUCUGCAGAGCAGCAGGAGUUCAUCAGAAAAUCACCUCUGAGUUGUUAGAGGGACAUUUGGUGCAGAGCAAGUAUUCGUGACUUCCCAUCAUCCCUUUGGUUACGUACUCUUAGCUUACAGCCGCUCACAUCCCAACCUAACUAGCGGUGCAACAAAAAUAGCAGCAGUAUCAGAUCCGUCCAUCCGUCCAGUUCUGAUCCAGAUUCCAGCUCAGACCAGGAGAACAGAGACGAUCAUGGAUCUAUUGGUCUGACAGUGGAUGAUCAGAAAGGGGCGGAGCCAGGAGAUGGUGGCCUAUUCAUAGCAGUUUCUCUGUUACAACCAAUUAAAUGCAGUCAUUUGAGUCAAAAGGUGGCUAAAAGAUACAUAAAUUUCAUGAACAUCCUUUUUUUUACAUUAAAAAUAAAAUAAUAAAUGGUAAAAUAUUAUUUUUCAGACAUGUCUAUUCUAUGAUAACUUUUUCCUUGUGGGGUUUCAUUAGGAAACAAGUAUAUUUAUGCAUUUCCUGUUCAAAUACAGGAGACAGCUGCAGGUGAGGCUCCGGCCCCCCAUGCCUCACCUGUGCACACACUGACUGAGCUGCAGCAGACACCUGCACUUCACUGUUUUGGUCUUUCUAUCGUCAUAAUGAAUUACUUCAUCUUUUUAUUUCUUAUUAACUGUCUGAUUCCAUUGGUGUCGGUUUGCGAUUCAAUCUUUUUGUCUACUAAAAAUGCACAUUAGAAACACGCUGAGUGAGGCCCGCAGUUCACCUGCCUGAAGGUAGAGGGCGCUGAGGAUCCCAGAGAACGUGACACUGCGGCUCAAGAAUAAUAGAAUUAGUGGUAUGGAGUCCAGUGCAGCUGUCCAGCUCUUUAAUGCAGUUUAGCAUCAUUUUCUAAACGGAUGAUUAAGCGUCUGAAGGGAGGAAUUAGCAGAGACUGUAAAUUCUUGGCAAAGUAUGAAAAUUAACAGGGAAGCUCUUUCAGUUUUAGUCUGGAAUGCUGAGCUAAUAGCUCUGAAUCCGGCUGUCCUGCUCUCUGUGUCACGUGAAUAUCAUCUUUAGCUUUUUCCAGAGUGGUUCAAAUGGAGACAGCCCAAUUCAGGCCAACCCCAUGAAAAGAUCUUUUUCACUUCAAUAAUGUUUCAGUGAGUCUUGAUCCAUACACUAGACUGCGCGGUAAGCUCUGGCUUUGUUGUUUGACAAGAGCUUUUAUGAACAUGUUCUGUCCUGAGUUCAGUACAUGACACGGAGGUGUUCUCUCUGAGAGGCCGCCUGAGAGAUAAUUCAAACUUCAUCCUGACAGAUACCAUCAUACUCUCACACACAUACCACUACAGUCUUACUCACACAACAGUGUACUCUCUCUCAUAUACUUCCAUACUCUCUUGCUCGCCUAAUCAUACUCUUAUAUAAAUAUUGGUGUACUCUCUCAUAGGUAGUCAUAUACUGUCUUAUAAGCACAGUCAUAUCUUCUUGUAUUUACAUUCAUACAUGCUCACAGAGACUUCAAUACUUUGACACGUUCCACAGUAUCAUCUUGCACAUACAAACAUACUUAUGUUAUAUGGAAGUGACAAAAUAAAUGUGAAUGCAAAACAACAUGAUAUGGUAUGAGAAGAAAAAUUGCACAUGUAAGAGAGUUUGAUUGAAACAGAAGUUGUUUUGGUUAAAGCGGACAUAGAACUAAA
Messenger RNA from Oryzias latipes (Japanese medaka), 3488 nucleotides. It is a transcript of the gene tor2a, whose product is annotated as torsin family 2, member A. Gene Ontology annotation, molecular function: ATP hydrolysis activity; ATP binding. Gene Ontology annotation, cellular component: endoplasmic reticulum lumen; nuclear envelope. The record is from RefSeq and is a predicted model, not a curated record. NCBI's taxonomy places the organism in Eukaryota, Metazoa, Chordata, Actinopteri, Beloniformes, Adrianichthyidae.